AUGGUAUUGCCAUCUGCAGUACGAAAUUUAGACUUUCAGUGCCCUUAAAUAUUUACUAUUUGUUUUUAAAUGUUUAGUGGUUGAAGGACCUCGUGUUGAAAAUUAACAAAAUGCAGAUUCACUGAAUUGAAUGUGAAAGAAAUUAUAUAUUAUUAUAUUUAUAGUUUAAGGUAAAAUUUAAUAAAACGUACUGUAUUAGAUAGUUCUAACCUUAAAAUCGUGUUGUCCAAUAAGAAAUGUCAUAAACGGUAUUUGAUAAUAUAACUUCUUGAAUUUUCAUGAAAACUGUUCUGAAUAUUAUAAGUUGUAACGCGGACUAUCAACAACUAUUUUUGAAACUAAUGAAAUAUUUUGUUAUCUCUAAUGUUUAUCGAAAUAGGAUUAUCAAAUGAAUACGUACAACGUUCCGAUUUGUAAUGAUUGUUCUCUACGAUUAACGCAAUGUAAUAUAUAAUAUACGUAUAAUGUAAUGAUGAUUGUACUUAAAUGAUUAACACAAUUGUUACUAUGACAGAUUGUGCUUUUAUUAACCUUUUUCUACUUUUCAAUGUUUUAUUGUUUAUUAAAUUGUCUACUGUUCUAAUGUUUGUCGUUUUCUUUUCAGAAUUGUUGAAAAUAUGAUUACUCUGAGAGGGAAAUUAAAAAAGGACAAUGACAUAGCAAACUCCAAAAACCGAGAUUAUAAUAAACGUGCGUCGGUCCGUGAUAAGUUGUUAAUAAAAGAGGUUCAGGAAAUGCAACAAACUUUACCUAGUACAUGUCAAGUAAAAUUUCAAGAUCCUGAUUGUUUGCAUGAGUUCAUUCUUUUGAUUGUUCCUGAUGAAGGAUAUUGGAUUGGAGGUAGAUUUCAUUUUCAAAUUUAUAUACCUGAGGAAUAUAAUAUGGCUCCACCAAAAGUUAAGUGCUUAACAAAGUUAUGGCAUCCUAAUAUUAGUGAGGAUGGUAAUGUAUGCCUAUCGAUUUUAAGGCAAAGUAGUAUAGAUGAGAUGGGAUGGGCACCAACUCGUAAACUUAAAGAUGUUGUAUGGGGUUUGAAUUCACUUUUCACUGAUCUUUUAAAUUUCGAUGAUCCUUUGAAUCGAGAAGCAGCUGAUCUAUUUAUAAAAGAUAAAGAGUCCUUUCGAAGUAAAGUCAAAGAUUAUGUCAUGCAAUAUGCAAAAAGAUGA
Molecule: messenger RNA, 1166 nt
Organism: Heterotrigona itama
Lineage: Eukaryota; Metazoa; Arthropoda; Insecta; Hymenoptera; Apidae
Source: the annotation of a GenBank genome assembly